Messenger RNA from Folsomia candida, 1178 nucleotides. RefSeq lists its product as uncharacterized. The coding region runs from base 53 to 1048 and encodes 331 amino acids. Lineage: Eukaryota; Metazoa; Arthropoda; Collembola; Entomobryomorpha; Isotomidae. The record is from RefSeq and is a predicted model, not a curated record. Gene Ontology annotation, molecular function: metal ion binding; endonuclease activity; nucleic acid binding. The transcript has 4 exons.
CGAUAUGCAUAAAAUUAAAACCAAACAAGUUUGAAUUUUAUAAUUGAUCAAGAUGGCACUUCGGAGAGAAUUAAAUUUUGUUUUGGUUGCGUUUCUCGUACAAUUAUUCGGUUCAGCCCUAACCCAGGAGCUUGCCUGUUCGAGUACGCACAGCGGAAAUGUGUACUCGUUUACGGUGAACGCGUCCUCGCCAAUAGGAAACAUAAACUUGAUGUACGUCCAGCAUGACGGGGUGCGACAAAUCCCUCUCUCGACGACCGUUCUCCACAACGCGCUCAACAUGCAGGUCCACGCCGAAAGGCAAGACGACUUUCGAAAACACACCUGCGCGGUCAUCGUUAAUCAGCAGACGGCGUGCAGUACGACGUACAAAAUGACGCCGGCGCAAGAGUCUGCCAGUAGUAGGACCGCUUUUGACCGUGGACACCUUACUCCGGCGAAUCCUAACCGAUUUUCGGCUCAGGCAGUGAGCAAUACGUUCUUUUGUGUAAAUAUUGCACCUCAGGAUCCCUUCACUAAUCAGAAUCCUUGGUUCACCGUGGAGGACAAGUCGCAUCGAUAUUUCGCUUCAAAGGACGGUUACGUUAUGACUGGAGUGUGCGACGCUAACGACCGCUUCAGCCCAACCCUAGAUGGCUACAAGGUUCCCAGCUGUUGGUGGAAGCUGAUCUGUUACGUUGACACGGCAGGAACCACGCAGGUCGUCGGCUUCAUCGGAAACAAUACUUUGAUCGACUUUGCAGGAAGUCCGAGCGGCGAAAAAGCAGUUCGAGUCGUGGAUACGACAACUCCUCGCGGACAGCAGGAGAUUUUGGACGUCAUGACCCGCGACACGUUCAUCAUGGACGCGUGGACCGGCGCAGAAACGUACUUGAGGAGAAAUCGGGGCAUUGUGAAUACACCGACCGCAGCUAAUUGUCGAUCGAAGAGAACAAUCUCGGCAGCGGUUAAGAACGAGUGGAGCAGUGUGAUGAGAGAGGGCGUUUUGGAGCAUAAGUAUACAUCCGACGUCGAUUUGGAAGCUGUCAAAGCGUUGUGGGGAAAUUAGUUUGGGUGGGAGUAUUAAAUUCUCUCCAUAAUAAUUUAGAAGAUUAAUUUUUAAGUUAGUUCUUUAAACGUUCCUGAUUAGAUUAGUUAUUUGAAAUAAACACGAAAAGUACGUUACGCACAUUUGCAAA